Molecule: messenger RNA, 1650 nt
Organism: Mycena citricolor
Lineage: Eukaryota; Fungi; Basidiomycota; Agaricomycetes; Agaricales; Mycenaceae
Source: the annotation of a GenBank genome assembly
AUGGAGCGCGGAAUCCGAAGACGAGCCCAGGCAGAGGCUUUGGGAUUGCGCUACUGCUAUCACGGAGCGCAUCAGGUCACCACAGAUGCAUGCACAGAGGGUGGCAGGGUCUAUGCUAGUUGCAAUGAAUGUCGAGCCCGUGCACGGGAGAAGGCCCAGGAGACCGCCGCCCGUCAAUCGAGGCAUCGACCUGAUGUUGAUGAUGGAGAAGGCGCUAUCGGCGAUGACAGAGACGAAGGGAUUCAAGUGCUGGAUGAGUUUGAUCAGUUCUUUGGAGACGGAUCAGAUAUGAACAUCGACCUCCCAGAAGACGCAGCCCUGGACUCAAAGGCUGAGUCUGCCGUUCGAGAGUUCAGAGAAGCCCUGGAUGGUAUUAAGCUCCAGUACUGCCCUUGCUGUCGAGAAGAGGGCUUCGAUAUCCAUUUGACCGCUCAGGAAAUCUGUGCAAGAUGCACCGCGGAUACAAAUGAGGUCAAACGUUGGUCUGACGCAAACAACUGUAAUCCAAUGCCAAGUUCCCGUGUUCCUCCCUGUCUUCAGAACUUGACCGACAUGGAGGAAAUGCUCAUUGCACGAACCAAGACCAUCAUGCAAGUUCGAUGGACGAAAGGCCGCCAGCUCUCGUACAAAGACCACAUCAUCAAUUUCCCCCAGAACAUCGAAAAUGUGGCUGCUAAAUUACCUCGACUCCCUGAGGAUAUAGAUAUUGUCAUCAUCCGCAGAGAAGGCGUCGAUCUAUCCCAGCACGUUGAUUAUGUUGUCCGACGAGAUAAAGUUCGCGAUGCCCUCGAAUACAAGAUUGCACAUGACCCUGACUACGCAAACUUGGGCGCACCGGAUGAAGCCACCCUGUCACAGUUGCCGCUGAAUGGCAGUGUGGUAAACCGACUUUCUGUAUGCCGGGAAGGUCGGCAGGAUGGACAAGCAGCAAUGCCUGCGGGUCCUGUUCAGGCAGCGGCUGUUUCGGGCGACAAUGAUGAAGAGGGAGAAUCAGCAACGACUGUGGGUGGUGUCUUAAAUCUGGGCAACCCAGUGCGAGAGGAGGUUACCGAAAUUCGUGACGGAGCCAAUCGAGCCAUAUCUGGUCUCCGCUACGAACAGACUGUGAUUACUGCGCCUACUGUUGACGCUAAUCCCAUAUCCGAAUACACGCCAGGCUAUAUGACGCGCGCAUUCCCUACCCUGUUUCCCAAUGGUACUGGAGACUUCUUCGCACCCCGUCAACGCAAAAUCGAACUAGGAGAAUAUUUCAAGCACCUACUGCGUUUUGAGGGGGGAAGAUUUGCUCGACAUCAAAGAUUCCCGUGGUUCGCAUUCAACACCCUUCAGCGACACAGGGUUAAAAGCCAGGCCAAGAUCUUUGUGAAACAGAAUCAUGAUGCCGGCCGCAUGACCUCCGAAGAGUUGAAGGCCUUACUGGAGGAAGGAGAUCAAUCAAUUGCUCGAAAGAUGAUUCGUUAUGGGACCAAGCUCCGUGGCACCCGAGCAUUCUGGCAUUCUCGCCGCAAUGAGCUCACGGACAUGAUCAGAGUGAAAGGCUCACCCCACCUCUUCUUUACACUCAGCGCUGCGGACCUGCAGUGGCCGGAUCUGCAUCACCAUAUGCCCAAAGAAACGGACGCACCUGCGGGAAAUCCAGCAGCGGAAUGA